This is a messenger RNA of Xyrauchen texanus (razorback sucker), 1814 nucleotides long. Its product is annotated as sororin-like. The coding region runs from base 240 to 1037 and encodes 265 amino acids. Lineage: Eukaryota; Metazoa; Chordata; Actinopteri; Cypriniformes; Catostomidae. The record is from RefSeq and is a predicted model, not a curated record. The transcript has 5 exons.
UUGAAAACAGCGCAGAUUCGUUUGCAUCUACGGGACAAAAUUGUGGACUUUUCUUUUUAGAAUUUCCCAGACAAUACUGUCAAAUUUAGUCAAGUGUACUUAAAACAAAGCUACGCCUCUGUUAGUAUACUUCCAGCGUUUCCCCCCACUGUAAUUGACGUAUAAUCAAUGUAUCAUUGGGUUAGCUCACUGGCUAUCAGCAAUCUGACAUAGUUUCUGGAUCUGUAUUUUGUUGCAAGAUGAGCAACAAAACCCCUCGAUCAUCAUCGUUUGGUCGGUCGAGGAAGACCAACGACCAAAUCAGAAGGUCAAAUGGAGCCAGUCCUCAGAGACGGAGGUCUUCCAGGUUGUCGGCAAACGAUGAAAACAUGCCCUCUAAAAUGGUGGCUCCACCAGUGGCUGUUAAGCGGUCAAUCACUGUUCGAAAAAUAGCACCCAGGAAAACUCGGGCCCUGUCUGACAGUAACAAGGAGAAUGUAGAAAGAGUAUCUGAAGUGGCAGUAAAGGUGUCCAAAGUCAUGACAUCAUCCCCAGGUGUCGCAGCUGUACCCAAGACUGCGGUCCUCUCGCCCAUCCUGCCCCCUUCUUCUACAUCAUCUCAGCCUAGAGAACCUGAGCAGGACCCCUUUUGGUCCAAAAAAGUGCGGCGCUCAUACAGUCGGGGGAGUUUUGGGGAAAAGUCCUUUGAAAGCCCCAAAUCUCAGCCUGCUGCUUUUUCUUCUCCUAACAACCGGCAGACCAUGUUUGGUUUUGAGAGGCUUCAGACACCAGAGGUGAUGCAUAAAACAGAACGGUCUGGAAAAGCUCCUCAGGGCUCUUCAUCUUUCAGUGUGGGUUCUUUUAACAUCUCAGCUGCUGAUGACAGCGCAUCCUGCCCUCCUGAAGUAGAUCCAAACAUCCCUGGUGUGUGCCUGGUGAAGAAAACCACCAGGAGGAAGCGCGUGCAACAGAUCAAGAUGUCGGAAUUGGAUGUUCUUGCCGCAAAGAUGAAUGCAGAGUUUGAAGAAGCUGAACAUUUUGAACUUGUCGUUGAAUGACAGUUGCAAAGGUCCUCAUGUGUUCAGGACAUUUUAUAAACACCAUAAUUGUCAACAUAUGGCUUAAUUAGAGUUCAUUUCUGAAAGACUGCCCACCAUUUCUUCAUGCAAUCAAAAACUUGAUUCAUUUAAACUAAAGUAUUACAAGCACGUUUAAGAGAUUUAACAGUUUUAUUGAUUUUAGAGAAUAUAAUUGGAUAAUUUUACAACAAUACAAUUAUUAAUAAAUCAGAAAAUAAUUCAGAAAUUUCACCCAAGCAAAAAAAUCAAUGUUGAAUGUUGUUUUUAUUUGUUUAUUUCACAUUUAUCUUAUUUGAUGGUUCAGAUUGCUUAACAUCUAUUUAGCCCAACACUUUUUUUUUUUUUUGUAUUUCUAAUGUUUCUUAAGAUCUUUUGUCUUUUGUUUCUUAAUUGUACAUAUUUGUAAGCCAAAAUAUCUCUGUAGUGGUAAAUGUUUUAAAGAUAAAUGUCAUUUUGACAGGCUGAGUGAUAGUUAACUUUGAGUGUGCAAGUGUGCUUUGAUGCAAAGAAAGUUGUAUGUAUACUGUUUCCUCUAGGUUACAAUAAAUCUCUUAAAGGUGCUUUUAAGUUUAAUUACGUCUUCUCUUUUUCCAAGUUUAUGAUCUAUCAGAUAUGAUAAGUUUUUUGUGUAUAUUUUAACAGAUUGGCAUUAAAAAGAUCAAAUGGUUUGACUACAGAUGCUGAUGGUUGUUAGAGGUGUUUCUGUCAGAAAUGAUUUGCUCUUAGUCCUGGUAUUGCCAUGUCACACCACUAGAG